Messenger RNA from Diatraea saccharalis (sugarcane borer), 900 nucleotides. Lineage: Eukaryota; Metazoa; Arthropoda; Insecta; Lepidoptera; Crambidae. The record is from the annotation of a GenBank genome assembly.
AGAUUUUUAUUGCAUAAUUUAUGGAACCCAGAAAAUUUGAAUUGAAAUACCUAGAUUGUUAGAUUGUACUGUGGCGAUAAAGUCUUUUUCAAUCAAGUUACUGUUUUGUGUAGUUUUGUAGCAUCUAUUGAAAUAGAAUGUUUGCCACACGCAGAUUAGGGAAUUUCAUCCGCGUCGCCGGUGGCUCUCGCCAGAAACACACUUUGCCUGAACUACCGUAUGAGUAUAGUGCUCUGGAGCCGGUUGUCAGUCGGGAAAUAAUGAGUUUGCACCACAGCAAACAUCAUGCUACUUAUGUGAACAACUUGAAUGCUGCUGAAGAGAAAUUGAAGGAAGCCCAGUCGAAAGGUGAUAUCCAGACUGUGAUUGGUUUAGCCCCAGCACUCAAAUUCAAUGGUGGUGGCCACAUCAACCACACCAUUUUUUGGCAGAAUCUCUCCCCAAAUGGUGGUAAACCAUCAGAUGAACUCAUCAAAGCUAUUGAAAAAGACUUUGGCUCUUUUGAAAAUAUGAAGAACCAGUUGGCAGCUGCAUCAGUCGGAGUUCAGGGUUCUGGUUGGGGUUGGCUUGGUUAUAACAAGCAGAUGAAGAAGUUGCAGAUUGCUACCUGCCAGAACCAAGAUCCUUUACAAGCAACCACAGGUUUGGUUCCACUAUUUGGCAUUGAUGUUUGGGAACAUGCAUAUUAUCUACAAUACAAGAAUGUCAGAGCUGAUUAUGUGAAGGCUAUCUUUGAUGUGGCCAACUGGAAAGAUGUCUCCUGCAGAUACGAGAAUGCUUUAAAGUAAAAAUGUUGUUUGCAUUUAUAGGUUAUAGCUUCAAAUAGAUUUAAAUAUGCAUUAAUGAAACAUAACACAUUGUGUUAGAUUGUGAUAAUAAGGUUUAAUAUAUGCUUGUUUC